CUCUUUUGGCAACAUGGCGGGCGGAGAAGCUGGAGUGACUCUAGGGCAGCCGCAUCUUUCGCGUCAGGAUCUCACCACCUUGGAUGUUACCAAGUUGACGCCACUUUCACACGAAGUUAUCAGCAGACAAGCCACAAUUAACAUAGGUACAAUUGGUCAUGUAGCUCAUGGGAAAUCCACAGUCGUCAAAGCUAUUUCUGGAGUUCAUACUGUCAGGUUCAAAAAUGAACUAGAAAGAAAUAUUACAAUCAAGCUUGGAUAUGCUAAUGCUAAGAUUUAUAAGCUUGAUGACCCAAGUUGCCCUCGGCCAGAAUGUUAUAGAUCUUGUGGGAGCAGUACACCUGACGAGUUUCCUACGGACAUUCCAGGGACCAAAGGGAACUUCAAAUUAGUCAGACAUGUUUCCUUUGUUGACUGUCCUGGCCACGAUAUUUUGAUGGCUACUAUGCUGAACGGUGCAGCAGUGAUGGAUGCAGCUCUUCUGUUGAUAGCUGGUAAUGAAUCUUGCCCUCAGCCUCAGACAUCGGAACACCUGGCUGCUAUAGAGAUCAUGAAACUGAAGCAUAUUUUGAUUCUACAAAAUAAAAUUGAUUUGGUAAAAGAAAGUCAGGCUAAAGAACAAUACGAGCAGAUCCUUGCAUUUGUCCAAGGUACAGUAGCAGAGGGAGCUCCCAUUAUUCCAAUUUCAGCUCAGCUGAAAUACAAUAUUGAAGUUGUUUGUGAGUACAUAGUAAAGAAAAUUCCAGUACCCCCAAGAGACUUUACUUCAGAGCCCCGGCUUAUUGUUAUUAGAUCUUUUGAUGUCAACAAACCUGGCUGUGAAGUUGAUGACCUUAAGGGAGGUGUAGCUGGUGGUAGUAUCCUAAAAGGAGUAUUAAAGGUGGGCCAGGAGAUAGAAGUAAGACCUGGUAUUGUUUCCAAAGAUAGUGAAGGAAAACUCAUGUGUAAACCAAUCUUUUCCAAAAUUGUAUCACUUUUUGCGGAGCAUAAUGAUCUGCAAUAUGCUGCUCCAGGCGGUCUUAUUGGAGUUGGAACAAAAAUUGACCCCACUUUGUGCCGGGCUGACAGAAUGGUGGGGCAAGUACUUGGUGCAGUCGGAGCUUUACCUGAGAUAUUCACAGAAUUGGAAAUUUCCUAUUUCCUGCUUAGACGGCUUCUAGGUGUACGCACUGAAGGAGACAAGAAAGCAGCAAAGGUUCAAAAGCUGUCUAAGAAUGAAGUGCUCAUGGUGAACAUAGGAUCCCUGUCAACAGGAGGGAGAGUUAGUGCUGUCAAGGCCGAUUUGGGUAAAAUUGUUUUGACCAAUCCAGUGUGCACAGAGGUAGGAGAAAAAAUUGCCCUUAGCCGAAGAGUUGAAAAACACUGGCGUUUAAUUGGUUGGGGUCAGAUAAGAAGAGGAGUGACAAUCAAGCCAACAGUAGAUGAUGACUGAAGAAUACCAGUUAAAUAAUACAUUCGGAUGGAUUUGGAAGUUGGAAUUCCUCUUAACAACCAAGGGGUUUAUUUUCAAAGCAAUAUUGGGGAAUUGAUUUCACAGUUCGUUACCUUAGUAGGUAACGGUAAGGUUAUUCUCUUUUUUUUUUUUUUUUUUUUUGGUUAUGAAAACUUAGGGACUAAAAUUAAUAUAAAAAUUGGCAUAAUGUUGGAUUGAAUCUACAUUUUGGCAGAAGUUAAACAUUCCCACAUAAUGUCAAAAUUAUACAUCAUGCAGUUCUGUUUUUUUGUUUGUUUUAUUUUGUUUUGUUUUUGAGUCUGGCUCUGUCACCCAGGCUGGAGUGCAGUGGCGUGAUCUGCAACCUCUGCCCCCCGGGUUCAAGCGAUUCUCCUGCCUCAGCCUCCCGAGUAGCUGAGAUUACAGGUGCGCGCCACCACACUUGGCUAAUUUUUGUAUUAUUAGUAGAGACGGGGUUUCAGCAUGUUGGCUAGGCCGGUCUCUCCUGACCUCAGGGUGAUCAGCCCACCUCGGCCUCACAAAGUGCUGGGAUUACAGGCGUGAGCCACCUUGCCCAGCCCACAUCAUACAGUUUGAAAUGAAACUUUGCCACAACCAGCCUUUGCUGUAGCACACACAUAUAUCACUGAACCUGUUUGAAAUAAAGUUUUUUUUCUUUUUCAUGAUUCGUCUUUGAGUACCUCCAGGCUGAAAGACUGUUGUACCAGUAAAAACUUAAAGGCACAAAUUCUCCUUGAAGACCUUCUCCCUUUUAUGUGGCCCCAUAUUUUAUGUUGCUUUAUCUUUGAAAUUUUGCAUGAAAAGGAAAUGAAUGGAUUCGAAUGAAAUUGUCCUUUAGAGCAUGAUUACUUGUUCCCAUGGACAAAUAUUUUUCUCCCCUUGCUCUUCCUGGCCUGAAACACGGGAAACCAGAGUCAAAAGUUAUCUCCCUCUCCCUGUGAUGCCUUGAGAUUUUUUUCUGCGUUGUUUAAUGCCUGAAAUCCAAGUCUUCCUCCAUGGGAAAAUACUGUUAUACCAAAUAAUUCUAGAUGAGUAACAAAGAUCUUUUUAGGCCUUCAUUUUAUGUUUUUUCUUAACUGUUAUAUUAUGAUUGUGACAUAGAUUAUACUACUACUAAUUUUUGGAUGUUUCAAAAGGUCAAGAAGUAAAAGAUGUUAGAAAGCAAUGAGUGAGUCCUUUUGAUUUUUAACUUAUUCCCCAUGUCCCUAUACUUCGUGUGCUUUUCCUUUUUUUUUUUGAGACGGAGGCUCACUCCGUCACCUAGGCUAGAGUACAGUGGCACGAUCUUGGCUCGCUGCAACCUCUGCCUCCCUGAUUCAAGUGAUUCUCGUGCUUCAGCCUCCCAUGUAGCUGAUAUUACAGGCACUUGCCACCAUACCCGGCUAAUUUUUGUAUUUUUAGUAGAGAUGGGGUUUCACCAUGUUGCCCAGGCUGGUCUUGAACUCCUAACCUCAGGUGAUCCGCCCGCCUCUGCCUUCCAAAGUGCUGGGAUUACAGGCGUGAGCCACUCUGCCCGGCUUAUUUUUCUUUAUGUUUUUGCUUCGUAAGAGGUUCUGUUGAGCAGUGAUUUGCAACUCUUGCUGACGUUGCUGGGGAAGCUUUAAAAAAAAAAAAGAUGCCCCACAGAGAUUCUGAUUUUAAUUGUUCUGAUUUAAUUGGCUUGGAGUAGAAUUCAGGCAUUGAUAUCUUUAAAAACUCCCCAGUGUUGAGAAACAAAUUUAGAGAGUUGAGAAGUAGGUAUAUUAAAUUACAGAAUCUUACUGAGUUUUGGUAGACUGAUAAUACAAUUUGCUUUGCUUUUCUUAAAUUUGCAUUGAGAUGGGAUUUGAAGCAUAUUGUGCUCUUGUGAAUGUUGAAGUUGCAUUGUAGAAGUUUAGAAGCUCUGGCUAUGGGUUGCCUAAAUUGAUGUUUUGAGGAAGCAUAUUAAUGUUAUAAACUUCGCUGACUUUGAAGGUUGUGUUGUAGCAUGAGGAACACAAAUAAAACAAUUCUAAAUCAAACUAA
Homo sapiens (human) is the source of this 3457-nucleotide messenger RNA. RefSeq names its product eukaryotic translation initiation factor 2 subunit gamma (gene EIF2S3). The transcript has 12 exons. The record is from RefSeq and is marked reviewed. Gene Ontology annotation, molecular function: tRNA binding; GTPase activity; GTP binding. NCBI's taxonomy places the organism in Eukaryota, Metazoa, Chordata, Mammalia, Primates, Hominidae. The coding region runs from base 14 to 1432 and encodes 472 amino acids. Gene Ontology annotation, cellular component: cytosol.